GUCACCUCCUCCUGGGAGCCGGCCCUGACCACCUCUGAAUCUGGGUUAAAUACCCACGGCAUGUGCCCCUGUAGCCACCCAUGCUUCCUUUUUGGGGAAUUAUCACCCUGUGAUGAAAUGUUCAGUACUCUGACGACUUCUCUGUACCUCUCUCUCGACCGUGGAGCGUCAUGGAAGUCUGUCUUGUGUGUCUGCAUUUGCAGCGCUUAGCACAAAACCUGGCACCCACAGCACAUCAUGGAUUUUCGUUAAGUAGGUGUUGAAUGGGUGCAGGUGGCCUGGCUGGGGAUCUGAAACCUGGAGAACGGGCUGUACGUGGUGCCUCAGGGUGUCCUUGUCUUUCACUCGCUUUCUGUCUCCCGCGGGACUACAGCCCUGUGCGUGUGCACAGACACGGAACGGCUGCAGGCGGCAGCGGCCCGUGUGCCUGGUUUGCUUUGGGAAGCGCUUCCUCUCCUCGCUCUCCGCUUUGCCCCAUGCCCUGAUGUUGCAGCCCGGCCUGCGGUGCCCCAGGCUGCGCCCAGGGUGCUGUGCAGAGUGACACCCUGGCCACCACUGCCCAUGUUCACAGUCCCCGGCUCAGCACUGCUGCUGGCUCGUCAGUACAGCCCUGGCUCACUGGCCCCAGGACCUUGGUGUUUUUCUGGUCACGUCCUCUCUCUGCUUCGCGUGGUCCCUCACGUUGCCCGAGCCGGGGCCCAAGUCUGCCACCCUCUUGGCCAGCUUGUGCGGCCAGCGUGGCAGCUCCUGCAUGGAAGAAGCCCGGGGCCCGGGCACCCUCUCUGCCUUGCUUCACAGCUUUGCGUUUGUCAGCCUGGGCUCGGUGCAGGCGGUGGCCCUCGGGAUCCAGGAGCUGAACAGCAAGCUCUUCCACAAGCAGAGACUGAAUUCCAGCAGGAGACCCCCAGGAGGAGCCCUGACUGGGCGGAGCGGCCCCCCCGCCCCCAGCGGCCAGCUGGCCCAUCUCGCUCCUGUGGCUUGCGUCGAGCCCUGUGAGACAGAGAGGCUGAGGGCAGCCUUCUUGGCAGUUCCCAUGGAAAUGAGGAGCUCCUUCCCCGUGCUGCUGAGGGGAUGCUUCCAGGACCUGCACUGGCUGGCCCUCAUCUGCCAUGUUCACGGGCCCGUCGGGCUGCUGCCGACUGGUGGUGUCCCGCCACGCACGUCACUGAGGUACGGGGUGGCCGCCAGGGUGAGCCUGCACCAGAACAUGCAGAUGCUGUGCAGCACCCUGGCCAGGGCCGAGGAGCAGCAGCCCUACCGUGCAUCCACCCUGCCGCGGGGGACCUGCUGUCUCACUGAGAACCGCCUAGGCGACCGCAGCUAUGCCUGGGACAGGUGCUGGAUACUGGACAGGGUGGACACCUGGGCUGCGGUCAUGUCCGUCGAUUUUGGCCAGCUGCCCACCAUCCCUGUGCAUUCACUGCGCAGCCUGGACAGCGACACCUUCUGGGCCAUCCCCCCUCCGGCUCAGCCGUUCAAGCUGGAGAAAAGUGAGACCUGUGUUCCUGUCGGGGUUGUCCAUCAGAUUCUCAGAGGGAGAGUCCCUGGGGCUGUGAACUGGGAGAUAAGCACCCCUGCCAUGCAUACCCUGGCUGCCCUCCCCAGGCCACGCUCAGGGCCUGCUGCGUGCCCUGCCCAGGCCGGAAACCCUGUGUACAGCCGGCAUUGGGAGGAACAAGCUGAAGUUCCCCAAGGGGUCAGGUGGACCCGCUGGGGGCGGUCCUUCCUUCACUGUGUUUCUUUGCCUUCCAAUCCUGUCCUCAAGUUUGAAGAGUUUGAGUGACGGGCUCCAGGUGGCAUUCGGCCUCUCCCGCGUGCCCCAGGUCUACUCGGCCUGCCCUGCCCUCCUGCGCCCCUUUGACUCCCGAGUCCUGGAGGUGAAAAAGGCCAGACUGGGCCCAAGGCUUUCCGUUUCCAUUUUACCUCGCUCCAAGCUCACCUCUCAUGAGACAUUCCUUUGUCUCUGGGUCUUGUGGGCACGGACGCUGGACCCACAGCCAAGACGCUUCCAUUCACCUGAAAGCCUACAGCAGCCAGUGUGGUUUUUGUUACUUUCUUUUUUUCCCCUGCAUCUCUUCCUUGUGCCCAGAGCAUGACAGAAGCCGCCCCAGCAGACUCUGGGGAUGGGGGCCCUGUCUGGUGUCCCCAGCGUGCCGUUCUAAGCGAGUAGAGCCUGUUUAACCAAUGAACCAUCGCCUUGGCAAAUGAAUAUUGCUAGGUUUCUUGAGUCUGGGGUGACCAGUUCCUCUCUCUAGCUGCCCUACCCUGCCCACUAAAACUGCUGUGGUAACACCGUGAAGCCAGUGGGCUGUGGGCCCCGCACACCCUGCCGGGGAUAGUGCCCCGCUUCUCUUGGCCUCCUGGGUGGAGAGCUGUAAGGUCACAGAAAGCAGAGGGAGCCCCGGCUGGGGAAGUGGCAGCCCCGCGAAACCCGGAUGUCUGCAGCUCACAGCCGCCGUGCCUACCGACGCGGGAAUCUGAACCCCCGUUACUUCUUUAAAUAACUUUACUGGAGCCAAACUAUUUAAAUAAUUUUAUUUGUUUCAUCCUUUGGUAGAUGAGAAAAAUACAUUACAAAAUACAUUGUACAGAGGACAGCCCACACUGCUAAGAACACAGUCCACAUGCCCGCCAGGGCCGGUAGCGAGCGUGGGAGCGAACCACCAGGCGUGGAAGACCGUGGAGCAGCUCCUCCUGUGUCCCAUUUACCUCACCCUCAGCGUGUUAGCACCCUUGGUCGUCAGGCAGAGGCGGGUGGAGUUGGAGCAGCGCUGGGUGGGGGUGGGACGGCUGAACCCCGCACCCACCUGAAGCAGCGAGGCCGUGGGAUGUUAGAAGCAGGCAGGGGCGCUGUGCCCAGGCAGCUGGCCCCACGUGGGUCUUCCCGUGGCUGUCUGCGGGCACGGCAGCCUCGGCCCCACAGCGAGCUCCCCGACCAGCCGCGGGCAGAGUCCUGCUCAGGCUGUCGCCACGGCACGCCCUUCCACGCACGGGCGCCCGGCCUCGCCUCCCGCCCAGCCAUUCUGCAGGCCCAGGGCGAGGACACGGAGUGCAGGCCAACCCCCUUCGAGGCAGGCUUUUCCAGCAGGAUCCACCGAGCGGAGAGGCUUACAGAAUCCGCGAGACUCCGGGGAAGGCGACUCACUUCCGAGCCGCACGCGUCUGCUUCCACAAAACCAAGGAAUCGAGGCAGGAGGAGGGUGAGCGGAGCUUACCAGGGAGCGCCGUCCCGGAGGGCGGGCCCAGCAAGCGCUGCAGUUGCAGCCCUGUCGCAGCCGGCUGCCGAGACGCAGGUCCCAGAGCACCCUCGGCGGCCGAGCCCCAGCCCCGCUCGGUUCAUCUGAAGCAGUCCCGUGCAGCAGCCUCGGUCCCGUUCGCGAAG
This is a messenger RNA of Oryctolagus cuniculus (rabbit), 3382 nucleotides long. NCBI's taxonomy places the organism in Eukaryota, Metazoa, Chordata, Mammalia, Lagomorpha, Leporidae. The record is from RefSeq and is a predicted model, not a curated record.